AUGGCUGAUACAUUCAGCAAAGAGGAAGACGGGCAGCCUGCGCAGGAAGUAAAGAUGUCGGGAGGAAUCUUCUCCAGCUCGGGGAACCUGUGUGAGGUGAAUAGUGCCAAUGUCCACCCCCUGGUGUGCCACCUGUGCCACGAGCAGUACAAGUCUCCGUGUUUAUUGGACUGCUACCACAUCUUCUGCGCCCGCUGCCUGCGAGACCGGACCAAUGACAGCCGCCUCAGCUGCCCCCUCUGCGGAUACCAGUCAAUAGUUAAAGGAAAUAAUGCCCUUCCACCAGAGGAUCGUCUUCUAAAUUUCCUGGUUGACAACAACACAGAUGCUGAAGAGACAGUUCAAUGUGCGAACUGUGACCAGGAAAGUACUACAAAGGACACAGAGAUAAUGUACUACUGUAACACUUGCAAUCAGCCGCUCUGCGCAGCCUGCAGAGACCUCACGCACAAGGCCAGAAUGUUUUCUCACCAUGACAUUGUAUCGCUUGCCAAGCGUACCAAAGCCAAGCACAGGAAAUGCACUCUCCAUGAUGAGACCUACAUCCUUUUCUCAACAGAUAAUAAGUCUAUGCUUUGCAUCAAAUGUUUCAGAGACAUGAAAGUAGAGAGUCGGGCUCACUGCAUUGAUAUUGAAACAGCCUAUGCACAGGGGUGUGACAUGUUAGACCAGGCAGUGCUGGUGGUGAAGGAGCUGCAGACUUCAACUGGAGAAGCAAUCCACCUGCUGAGAGCCAUGAUCGGAGAAGUGGGUUUCAAUGUGGAGGAAGAAGAAAAUGCAAUCUGUAGCCUUUUCAACAGUUUACAGGAAAGACUAGCAGAGAGGAAGAAAAUUCUGCUGAAAGCUGCGCAGAGUCAACAUGAGGAGAAAGAGAAAGCGUUGAAGGAGCAACUUUCACACCUUACCGCCCUCCUACCAACUCUACAGGUCCACCUUGUCACCUGCUCAGCCUUCCUUGGCUCCGCCAACAAGUAUGAGUUUUUGGACAUGGGCCAUCAACUCAUGGAGCGACUGAAGAGGAUUGUCAAGCUUCCUCACCGACUGCGACCAGUACAGAGCAGCAAGAUCAACACAGAGUACAGAAGCGAGUUUGCUCGUUGUCUCGAGCCUCUGCUCCAAAUCGGCACGCGCCAACCUCCCUCCGUCCCCGGCUCCUCAGGUGUUUCAACAAGGCUCCAGUCCCCUCUCUCGGUAACCUGCCGCUCCCCGUCUCUCAGUGAGAUGCCCCUGGGCUCAGCCUUUGGGCGUAGGCCCACGUCCCAUCGCAACAUCUCCACCAAGGUCCUCCUGGCCGAAGGCAGAGAAACGCCCUUCACCGAGCACUGCCGCAACUACGAGAACACCUACAGUGAGCUUCACCGAGAUCUGACCAAACACCAUUCCAUCAUCAACACAGACAAAAUGGGAGAGAUCCUCGACAGAUCGCUGCACGUUGACAGUCAGAUAACUGCUCAAUACUCCACUGUGGAAACUAUGAGAGUCAUGUUUGAAGAGAUUUGGGACGAGACAUUUCAGAGGGUCACCAAUGAGCAGGAAAUCUAUGAAGCCCAGCUCCAUGACCUCAUGCAGCUGAAGCAGGAGAACUCGUAUCUGACCACCAUCACCAGACAGAUCAGCCCCUACAUCCUGUCCAUUGCUAAGGUCAAGGAGAGGCUUGAGCCCAGGUUUCAGGAGCCUAAAGAGCACCUUGACGACCGCACAGAAACUAUGUUGAAAAUCUAUGAGGACAGCACAGUGGCAAAGGAUUGUCAAAGCAGCGAGACCCAGAGUUGUACCAAAGACCAAGACAGAGACAAGAGCAGUCGGCCGCUGAUGCUGGAAUCCAGGGAGAGCUCUGUCAAGACUAAUCGCGCGGGCAGGCAGAGGGGCCCCGUGGACGCGUCCAGCAGCAGCGAAAUCCCCUCAUAAACAACAUGUCGCUUGAUUUCCUGACCCCUUCCCCGCUGCAGUGGAACCGUGUGCCUCAAUUCAGCCAUAACAAGCCCAGCGUGCAGUGUGGCUUCCCUUGGCUGUCCGCGUAAAGUGAAAUACAUGACAUUUUCUCAGCUGCAGGGAGCUGUCAACAGCUCCAAGGUGAGCCCUUGGGGUGACACUAACUGGAUGUACAUGAAAGGCCAAAGACACACAGCUGUCAGAGCGUGAUGCCGAACCACUCCGUAUUCAGAGAAUACUGCUUUGGUGUCAUUCAAAAAGUCCCGGACAGCCUUAAUUAGAGAGAAUAGUGGGUAUUAUCUGAUUUGCGUUGUCUUUAGUAGCUCCGUUUGUUCAGCUAAGAUGAGAAUUUGAACUAUCCUUCUCGCGUGCUUUUGCGUGUUUGUGUCGCUGUGUGUUUGGGGUUGGUUUUUUCCACUAUCUCUCCUUUGCAUUAAACAUUUUCUCCGGAUGCGGCGGACGGAUGGCGGCCCGGGUCUGAUGCCCCAGAAGAUUGCCGAACCGGUGUGACAGCACAUAUGGGACACGGCAAACGAAAUGAUGUGCGCGCGGACGUGUGUGUCGGCGGGGGUCACGUGGUGUUGGCACCUUGUCUCCUGUGUUAUGUCUUGCAUGGGUGUCCUCAAAAAAUUGGGCAGGGCUGGGGUCUGCAGUUAUUUUUCCCCUGCAGUUUCUCCAUAAAUUUACAGAAGGUUAAAAAAAAGAUGUGUGUGAGUGUUGUGGUUCUUUUGAGUGUUGG
Menidia menidia (Atlantic silverside) is the source of this 2671-nucleotide messenger RNA. Lineage: Eukaryota; Metazoa; Chordata; Actinopteri; Atheriniformes; Atherinopsidae. The record is from the annotation of a GenBank genome assembly.